Molecule: messenger RNA, 966 nt
Organism: Lymnaea stagnalis (great pond snail)
Lineage: Eukaryota; Metazoa; Mollusca; Gastropoda; Lymnaeidae
Source: the annotation of a GenBank genome assembly
ACAGAAACAUUCAUGAAGGAAGGGGAGAUAGCUGCAGUGUGUAGGGAAUGCCAUAAGGCCUUGCAAUUUCUUCAUUGCAUGAACAUUAUCCAUUAGAUAUUAAAAGUGACAAUGUGCUACUUGGCUUGGCAUGAUUGGGGCAGUCAAGCUCACAUAUUUUGGCUUUUGUGCCCAUCUUAAUGGGGAUAAAGGCAAGAGAGACACAGUGUUUGGGACACCUUACUGGGUGCCAACUGAGGUUGUUUCUAUUGUUUUUGUUUACAUGUGAAAUAAACUUUAUAUUUUAACUGAUAUCGCUUUUAGAAAUAUUUUUGUCAAUUACAGAAAACAGUAUGGUAAGAAGGUGGAUAUCUGGAGUCUUGGAAUUAUGAUAAUUGAGAUGCUAGAAGGUGAACCACUUAACACAAACGAAACACCUUUAAAAGCCACUGUAUCACUAAAAAGGUGGGUAUUAAGGUUUUAAAAGAUUUACAAAUUAAUCCUCCAGGAUAAUCUCUUAUCUGAUUUGGUAAAAGUGGUGAAAUUCUAAUGUUCCAGAAUAAUUUGUAAGGCAGCAUAAUUAAGUUUUUAAUAUACCAGAGAGAGGAGAUACAUUUUUUUACAAAGAAUUGAGUUCUGAACAGUUUGAGCUACAAUAAAUAGUAUUAGUAUUUAUGUACAAUUAUCAAUGUCUUUGUUUUAGUACAGUAAUUGAUAUUUUGGUAAGAAAAAAAUGCACAAGAUUUAUCUUGGCAAAGAAAAAAAAGGGUGCAUGAAUUUAAAUGUGUAAAUAUUUUCCAUUCACAGGGUAAACCAGAAAUCAAGGAUGAAUAAAAACUAUCAAAGGAGCCCAAAGAUUUGAUAGACAAGUACUUGGAAGUUGAAGAAGACGCCAGUGCAGCAAAGCCUUUAGAACAUCCAUUUUUGGAAAAGUCUAUGGCUUUAGCUACUCUCAGACCUUUAACAGCAGCUGCUCGCAACUCUAUG